GGAGAACUCGAGAUGAUAUUUCUCAAUUGGUCGUGGAACCAUGGCCGCUAUUAAGGGAUUCCUGCUGUUUCUUUUAUUUAUAGCUAGUUCUUAUUCGGCAAAGGUCAAUAGUUUGAACGGACUGUGGAAGUUCAGAGAUGAAGGUGGUGAAUAUGCUGAUCUUACUGGUACUGUUCCUGGUGGUAUUUAUAGUGAUUUGAUGAGCAACAAAAUUAUUGAUGAUAUAUUUUAUGGAGAUAAUGAUGUUAAGACUAAAUGGGUUCCUAGAAGUAACUGGACCUAUUACAGAAAUUUUGAUGUUACCGAAGAUAUUCUGAACAAUGAUAAUGUUAACCUGGUCUUCGAAGGUCUCGAUACGUUUGCCAGCGUGGUUGUAAACGAUAUCAUUGUGGGUUCCAGCAGAAAUAUGUUUGUGAGAUACAUUUUCGAUGUGAAGAAAGCUUUAAAAGUAGGAGAAAACAAAAUCGAAGUAAGCUUUCUUUCUCCUGUUGAAGUUGCAGCUAACCUAGCUGCUGAACAAGCGAAAACCUAUGUCGUACCUCCAACUUGUCCACCCAAUGAGUACAGAGGAGAAUGUAACGUUAAUAUGAUCAGAAAAAUGCAAGCUUCUUAUUCUUGGGAUUGGGGUCCAGCGUUCGCAUCUGUAGGAAUAUGGAAGGACGUAUACCUUGAAUCCUUUGCAGAGAGUGUAAUCAGAUAUGUAGCGGUUGACAUAGAAGAUGAUGAUCAGAACUGGAUACUGAAAGUUGAUACUUACCUAGGAGACAAUGCAAAACACCAUGUGCAAGGAAAACUUACAUUACAACAAAAAACCAAUGACCAGACUCUUGAACAAAGUGUGGAUAUUGAUAUUGUGCCUAAUGACCAAAACGAACUACUUCAUAGCACUGUCAUAUCUGUCUCCAAAGAUGCUGUCAUUCCUUGGUGGCCAAAUGGAUAUGGAGGCCAACAACUUUAUGAUUUGACAGUCACCUUUGAUAGUAAAAGUGGUGAUGAAUCUAACAGCAAAGUCACUCGAAUUGGUUUCAGGAAAAUCGAACUUAUUCAAGAUAAACUUGAUUAUGGUACUACUUUUUACUUUAAAGUGAACGGAAUGCCAAUUUUUAUGAAAGGAUCCAACGAAAUACCUCUAGACAUCCUUCCAGAACGGGGACAAUCAAAAAGUUUAAUAAAAAAACUGCUCAGUACAGCCAGAAACUCGCACAUGAAUAUGUUGCGCGUGUGGGGCGGUGGAGUAUACGAAUCAGACUAUUUCUACGACUUAGCCGAUGAAUAUGGUAUUCUGAUUUGGCAGGAUUUCAUGUUCGCUUGUGCCAUGUAUCCAACGUCCGACAGUUAUUUAGAAAAUGUCGUGGAGGAAGUAAGGCACCAAGUUAAUCGUUUGCGUUCUCAUCCUAGUAUUGCAUUGUUCGCUGGAAAUAACGAAAAUGAAGCUGCUUUACGUCAAAGUUGGUACGGUACCGCUAGCGAUUUCCAGAGAUAUUAUAACGAUUAUGUCAAACUCUAUUAUACAACUAUUCAAACUGAGGUAGAACGUAUUACGGGAAAAAGAAGAAUUUACUUAAUGUCUAGUCCAUCAAAUGGAGUUGAAUCUAUUAGUGAAGGAUACGUAGCACAGAAUCCGGGUGAUUAUGCCUAUGGAGAUGUUCACUUUUACAACUACGUUUCUGACCCAUGGGAUUCCAAUAUAUACCCUGUAUCAAGGUUUACUUCAGAAUAUGGUUACCAGUCAUUGCCAAGCUACAGAUCUUUGUUAGAAGCGACCAAUAACGAAUCAGACCUGAACAUUAACAGUGCUUUUAUGGAUCAUAGACAACACCAUCCUCAAGGAAAUGAACAGAUGAAAGCUCUUAUCGAAUUUAAUUUGAAAUUGCCCGAUGAAAGUCAUCAAAAUUAUUCCAAAGCUUUUAUUUAUUAUCUACAGAUAGCCCAAGCAGUCGGAAUAAAAAUCGAAACGGAGCAUUACCGUCGUUACCGAAGCAUUUUGAAUGAUCAAGGUCUAGGUAGAACUAUGGGUGCUCUCUAUUGGCAGCUAAAUGAUGUAUGGUUAGCUCCAACUUGGGCUGGCAUUGAUUUCACCGGUAGGUGGAAGAUGCUCCAGUACUUUGUAGGUGAAUUUUUCGCCCCAAUCAUUAUAACUGGCCAUAUCAAUUCGGCUAGAACUCUUGAAAUAUAUGUAGUUUCAGAUGUUAUAGUACCUCUUCCGGGUCUAGUAGCUUCAAUUAGAGUAUAUAAAUGGGAUUCUUUAACACCAGUUUCUACUGAAGAAGUCGCUGUUGAUAUGCAAGCAGGUGAAUCUAAACUUGUAAAAUCAAUUCCAACAGACAGCUACUUGAGCGAGAAAGGAUGUGGCGAUUCUCCUAAAGACAACUGCUUCUUCUCAUUAGUUGUUAAAAAUGGAAAUGGAAAUUAUCCAGUUGGACCAAAUAAUUAUGUAUUCCCAUCUCCUCUUAAAAAUUCACAUCCAGAAAGGCCGAAUGUUAAAAUUGAAUCAGUAAAAGUAUACAAGGCUGAUGAGAAUAUGUUUGAAGUUACCGUUUCAUCAGACAAACCUGCAUUAUUCGUUUGGUUAGACACUGAAAUAAAGGGAAGGUUCUCAGAAAAUGGAUUUGUCCAAGUAGAUUCAUCUAAAAGCAUCUAUUUCUACGGCGAGGAAGAGACCAGCCUUUCAGAUUUUCAACAAUCCCUGACUAUCAGCAAUCUUCUUGAUGAACAAUAUUUUUAAGUAAUUUUUUAUAAAUAAACUUACACUAUAA
Molecule: messenger RNA, 2756 nt
Organism: Diabrotica balteata
Lineage: Eukaryota; Metazoa; Arthropoda; Insecta; Coleoptera; Chrysomelidae
Source: the annotation of a GenBank genome assembly